Messenger RNA from Cucumis sativus (cucumber), 1520 nucleotides. RefSeq lists its product as uncharacterized. Lineage: Eukaryota; Viridiplantae; Streptophyta; Magnoliopsida; Cucurbitales; Cucurbitaceae. The record is from RefSeq and is a predicted model, not a curated record. The transcript is spliced from 6 exons. The coding region runs from base 210 to 1019 and encodes 269 amino acids.
AUCAACGUGCCGUAUUGAAACAGAGAACCAACUGAUUAUGGAGUAUCCAAGUUUAAAGCAAAGGAGAGGCCAUAACUUUAGCCCCUAUCUCUUAACUUUCAACUAUCUUCAACUCCCACUUCCUCGGACCUCAGUGGCUGCCGCCGUUCUACGGCACUCUUCUUUCAUGUUAAAACCCUUUUCAUCCCCUUCCAUCUCCGGCUGCCACCAUGCAACCGUCUCCAUCCUUGAUUACUUGUCCUAUCAGAAUUCUAACCACCACCCUCCGACCUUCCACCAUCAUCUUCCAAGCCUAUCACUACCACCAACCUAUUCCAAAGUUCAAUAGUCUUUUUGGGUAUAGACCUCACCUUCUCGGUUCUUCUACCCGUAGUUUUCCUGCUUCUGCAAGUCACACCCCUGAAUCUCAAGUUCCUGCUGCUUCUGCUCCUUUAAUCCAAACCCAUCUUGGUGCUGCGUCUCGGACGUCGACACUGGAAAAGAUGAAUACCGUCGAGGAGGAACUUGAAAAGGCCAUUUAUCGAUGCCGAUUCAUGGCAUUUUUUGGCGUCUUAGGGUCUUUAAUUGGCUCUAUACACUGUUUCAUCGAGGGGUGCGUUCAUGUAGCAGCAUCUUUCUCCGAGUAUUUUGUGAAUCGUGGAAAAGUGAUCAUAGUGCUAGUUGAGGCCAUAGAUGUAUAUCUCUUAGGAACUGUGAUGCUAGUCUUUGGCACGGGUCUGUAUGAGCUGUUUAUCAGCCAACUUGGAAAUGCACGGCCAUUAUCAAAGAGUAACGUUGAGCAUAAAUCCAAUUUAUUUGGCUUGUUCCCUUUAAAGGAACGACCUAAAUGGAUGAAUGUAAGGACAGUAAACGAGCUGAAAACAAAGCUGGGACACGUCAUAGUGAUGCUGCUUCUAAUUGGGUUCUUUGACAAGAGUAAAAAAGUGGUAAUACAAUCUCCAGGUGUUAAUGGUACUAUUCCGAGCUCGAGACUCAGCAGACAGGAUGCUGAAGAUCCGAGAGGCCAAGGAAUGAGGUAAUAAGGCUGUUGGAAGAUAUAUUAAGAUGCUCUGUAUCAGAAGAUUGAGGUCCUCGAGGAGGUCGAACUGAGUGCUCAGUAUCUGGAGCAUGAGAGACUUGAAAUAAUGUGUAGCUGUGAGACAGAGUUUUAGGAGCAGGCCCUGGAGCAUCUUGAUCAGAUGGAAUAUUUGGAGGUAGCUUUCUUCUUCCAGCUUGUGUGGUAAUUAUGUUAGGCCCUUUGGAGAACUUCUUCGCAUUCUUAGGAACAUGAACAGGAUCCUCAUGUUUAGGACAAGGUGCAGUAGAAGCAGAUGGUUGAGAAGGAUUAAUAACAGGCUCCUCGGGACAAGGGGAAUCAGUAUUAGGGACAAAUGCUCUAGGUAUAGAUUGAAACCCAAUACCUUUACAUUUUUUGUCUUCUAUGUCCGAUAUCAAAAUUUCAAAGGCAUGUAAAGAGUCAAAUAAUUUAUCUAACUUUAAAGAUUCAAUAUCAUGAGCUUCUUCCAUUAUUGUUACUUUUA